GGUGCGUGGUGUACUUGUACUGUCCUUGUAUGGUAUUUACUAGUUGUGGUUUGACUGCUUUUGACCCAUCAGCCCCUUGCAUCACUUGCCCAUUGACUCCAAACCCACCUCAGUCUGCACCAGUCUUCCCUGGAAGCCUUUGCGAGAACAUAGCCCUCGGCACCAUAGGCAAAGGCAAACAUAUAGAGGACAUUAGUAGAGGCGAAGUAGAAGAAGCAUGCAGAGUUGUGAUGCUCGAGUCUUGGGUGCUAGGUUUAGAUCAAAGCUACGAGACACUAUUGAGUGGCACUGAUGCAGAAGGCAUCCAGUUGAGCGGUGGACAAUGCCAGAUAUUUGCAAUCGUGCGGGCGCAGAUAUGUGACCCUGAUGUCUUGAUUCUUGAUGGAGCAACAUCAGCCUUAGACCCCCCAACUCGCGCACUUAUCAUGGCCACUAUUUGCCGAUGGCGCCAAAACUGCACCACCAUCAUCAUCACGCACAACAUUGCCUCAAUUGAAGAACAAGACUUUGUCUACAUCAUGUGGGAAGGCUCUGUCAUCAAGCAAGGGUUCCAAUUGGACCUCCUGCAAGCAGAUGGUGAGUUUGCUUGGAUGCUUCAUACUGGGGGGCUUGACAUUGAAGAUGAGCUUCCUGGAUACAAUGCAGUUGCAGAGAUCCUCGCAGUGGAGAAUGAUGAGGAGGAUGAGCUCCCAGUUCAUGAAUGA
This is a messenger RNA of Suillus paluster, 704 nucleotides long. RefSeq names its product P-loop containing nucleoside triphosphate hydrolase protein. Lineage: Eukaryota; Fungi; Basidiomycota; Agaricomycetes; Boletales; Suillaceae. The transcript has 2 exons. Gene Ontology annotation, molecular function: ATP hydrolysis activity; ABC-type oligopeptide transporter activity; ATP binding. Bases 30 to 704 code for a protein of 224 amino acids. The record is from RefSeq and is a predicted model, not a curated record.